AUGCAGUCUAAAGACAUUUUCCCUGAAGCUAACAAGGAUAUCAAAAUCCUUGAUGCUGGGGCCGGCACAGGAAUCAUUGGUGAAAUGCUGGUGCAGCAAGGGUAUAGGAACAUUGAUGCCUUGGACAUUUCUGAAGAAAUGUUGAAUUUAGCAAAAGAGAGGAAUGUUUACAAGCGAUAUAUCUGUGCUGCAUUGAGUGACAUCCCCAUUGAUGACAUACAGACUGGCGAAUAUGAUGUAACACUGUGUGCAGGUACUAUAGUCUAUGGACAAGCAAAGCCGGUAGCGCUGGAUGAGUGUGUCCGUCAUGUAAGACCAGGUAAUACAAGAUGGCCUCUCUUUGCUUCUUGUCACUAGGGACGUCACAUCCCUAGCGGCAAGGAGUGGGGGAGAUUGCUGUUUUUGUUGGUUAGAAUACAUUGGGCUCUCAACAGGCCAUUCAAAACCUACUGUAGGUAGAGAGGAGAGAGGGGGAAGGAGAGAGGGGAGAGGGGAGGGUGAGGAAGUGGGGUUGACCUUCACAUGGCUCAGAUCAUGACUAGAAAGAAAAUAGUAUGGUUUUGUCUCCAGAAGGAACCUAAAAACUGCUAAAUACAUUGACCAAGGUUCCUCCAGUCUUGAAGUCUUGAAAUUUACAAAGCAGUUUUGCAGGCCUGGACAUAGUUUGCAAUGUCUGCCUUCUCCACCCAUCACAGUCUGCCCCGUGCUUCCCACGGGUUACCACUUUAAUAGGGGGUGGAGAAAGCUGACAUUUCAAAUUAACCUGGAAACGGUCUUGAAAAUAAAGAUUUUUUUAUGUACCCAAAACAUUUAAUCACAGAAUGAGAAGUUUCAGAACUCACUGCGUAGGUCGGCACUGCUCUUUUUUUAAACAGCAGGUUUGCAAUGCAUCAUGGGAAAAGUUCUGUUGAUUGAUCAUUUCUGUCAAUCACUAGUUUGAUCACCUUGUCUCUGAAAAAUAAUUUUUUUAUUUAGAAAAAAGUCUGGAAAAUAUUGCCUAAAGUGGGCUAGGCAUUCAUUUUCCACCAACUUAUUAUCCAGGCAUGGUUUUUAAUCAUCUGUUGCUGGUCUUUCCCUAGGUGGUCUAUUUAUUUUUUCCAUACGUGCAGACUCGUUUGAUCCUGUUGAACUUGGUUACCGCACCAAAUUUGAGGAAAUGGAGAAAGCAGGAAGAUGGAGUCUCGUAAACAGAGAGCAGCGAGAACUAUACACCCAUCCCCAUAAUGAGAGCAUUAGGAAAUGUUACUUGAUCACUUACAAAGUGCUCAAGAACUGAUCAACAUUGCUGAAGCGGCUAGUUGACACAUAAACAUUUAAACACAAGCAACACAUCAGACAGUAGGAUGUGUAGAAACAGUAGAAACAACAAAGGCUGCAGAUUGACUAUAUGAUACUAUUUAAUAACUAUAAGUAAAGAAACUUUGCCUGAUGUUCAAAAUUGUAAAUGGGGAAUGUCCAGAUUAUUUCACUAAUCAUAGAACGUAUUUUCAAAAUACCCAUAGCAUCUCCUUUCAAUAAUGCUUUGGCUGUAUUAAGAUGCCGGU
Porites evermanni is the source of this 1544-nucleotide messenger RNA. The record is from the annotation of a GenBank genome assembly. Lineage: Eukaryota; Metazoa; Cnidaria; Anthozoa; Scleractinia; Poritidae.